This is a messenger RNA of Amphimedon queenslandica, 552 nucleotides long. RefSeq lists its product as uncharacterized. The transcript is spliced from 4 exons. The coding region runs from base 33 to 464 and encodes 143 amino acids. Lineage: Eukaryota; Metazoa; Porifera; Demospongiae; Haplosclerida; Niphatidae. The record is from RefSeq and is a predicted model, not a curated record.
GACAAAUAGAUUCAUUUUUGUACUAACGAAGUAUGGAGAACACUGCUCUUAUUCCUUUUCCUCCAAGAUCAGUUGAUGAUGAUGAAGAAGAAAAUCCACAAAUAAUUCAGAACAAGAAUGAUAGUCGUUCAUCCAAUAACAGGGAGAUUGUCUUUACUCAGCCUCAGCCCACGCAUGACUUUCAUUUCAUUUAUCAGCGCAAUCAACGUCCUAGUGACAACUUUUUAAUGCUUACUAUUAUUCAACUUGCUCUAUGGUCUGUGAUUGGAGUUAUGGCACUCUUUUGCAUUAUUCCAGCUCUAUACUUUGCUGUCAAAGCAAGAAAUGCUGAAAUGAAUGGUGAUAUCAUUAGAAUGUACUCAAAGCGCCAGCUUGCUCUCAUUUUUAACUUCUUUGGCUUUUUUGUUGGCUUCAUAAACAUCAUCCUAAAUAUUAAUUUGUUAAUGUCUAUAUUUGGCUACUAGUAAACAUUCAUACUAUAAACUUACCUCAAGUUUUGUAACACAGCCUGUCAAAUUUUGUUUUUAUUAGUUAAUAGAUAAUACCAUGAAA